UCCGCACGGCCGCGGGUGAAUUGCGGGCCGUGCUCAGUGCUUCAGGCCGUCUGUCCGUCCGCUCUUCGAGACGCGAUUGGGCCGCGAUGAUGCUCGAUGUCUUAACCCUGUUGUUGGUGCUCGGCGUCCCUGGGACCCGGCAAUUUGUGUCCCGGAGGGUUGCCACCUCCUUCCUGGGUCGGAGUCGGAGGGCUUUCCAAGUGUUUGAGGAGACGCGGCAGGGCCACCUGGAGCGGGAAUGCGUGGAGGAGUUCUGCAACAAGGAAGAGGCUCGGGAGAUCUUUGAGAACGACCUAGAGACGAAUUACUUUUAUCCGAAAUAUCAGGAAUGCCGCCGUCAGUACGGACCGAGAACCAAGCGGGGCUCUGACCUGGACGCCUGUAUUCACAGUAUUUCUGACCAGUGCUCCCCUAUGCCGUGCCAUGCCACUGGCUUCGACCAUUGUGAGGACAUGAAGGGAGGUUUUCGGUGCGUGUGUAAGCAGGGCUGGACAGGCAUCACGUGUAGUGUAGAUGUUAAUGAGUGUAAGUCCGGCAAUGGUGGUUGUGCUCACAUCUGUUCCAACGUGGAGGGCAGUUACCAGUGUACGUGUAGGACUGGCUUCACCCUGCUCCCUGACAAACACAAGUGCAGUGACAUAAAUGAGUGUGCACUGAAUGCUAAGCUCUGUGGAUCAGCACGUUGUGUAAACGCACAGGGCUCUUACAGCUGCAACUGUGGUCCAGGAUACAAAUAUAACUCUUCAUCCAAGACUUGCCUAGAUAUAGAUGAAUGUGAAGACCACAUCUGUUCAGGGGGAUGCGUGAACACGCCUGGCAGUUAUUCCUGCCACUGUGACGGAAAGGCGAAUUUAAAGCUGGCUGCGGACUUGCAGAACUGUGUGAACAUUUUGCCUUGUGUGUCGCUGAACACUGUGAAGAAUGAGGGGUCCCUGUACCUGGGCAGGUUUUUCCAAGGGAUUCCUGUGUUGCAAUUUAACUUCAAAAGGAAGCAGCAGACAAGGUUCCUGGUGGAGUUUGACUUCCGCUCAUUCGACAUGGAGGGCACGAUAUUCCAGGCGGGUCACCGGCAGAAUAACACGUGGAUCAUGCUGGCUCUGCACAACGGGAAGCUUCAGGUCCAGUAUUACAGUGCCAUUGAAGCUUCAGGAGUCACCAGCGGAGGCCCCUUUCUGAAUGACGGCCGAUGGCACACAAUUUCCGUGGAAGAAUCAACAAACAGUUUAAUUGUGAAAGUGGCUCGAGAAGCGGUGAUGAACAUUAUCGUCUCACAGAGCCUGUUCCAGAAGAUCCUGGGUCUGUUCCAGACGGACAUCACCGUCGGCGGCCUCUUUAGUGGAGUGCAGCUUGUUAAACAGAUCAACCCCAGACUUGACGCCUGCCUGCGAGGUUGGAAGUGGAUGAACAGCGAGGACACGAUAAGGGAGGCCAUCGAACACGAGGAAAGCAUGCAGUGCUUCUUUGAGCUAGAGAGGGGCUCCUACUUCCCCGGACAUGGCCUGGCCUCGUUCCUCCUGAGUUACGAUACCCAGCUGGGAGAGGGCACCAGGAGCUGGGCGGUGCACAUUUCUGUCUCUAUCCGCCCGGCUCAGGACACAGGGGUGUUGGUUGCUUUGGUCAACGAAAGCAGUGUGCCACUGUCAUUGGCCAUCAUGGACUGGAAUCCUGACACAAAGUCCGUCGUGCUAGCGAUCGAGAACGUGGUUGUCUACAAACUGGACCAGUUGCCGUUGUGUGCCGGGGACAAGCUAUCCAUCCAGGUCAUUGUGACUAAAGAGCGUAUCGUCCUGGGGGCCCUGGGCAUGGACGGGAGCAGCCCUCUCAGAAAGCCGCAACUUAGCGAGCGGCUGCGCACCCUGGACCGGUACAUGCGGGAAUCAGUACUGACCUAUCUGGGUGGCGUGCCAGAUGUUCCCAUAACAGCUACACCCGUCACUGCCUUCUACGAGGGCUGUAUGGAAGUCCUCAUCAACAACUACGCCCUGGACCUCGACGAGGCCCUGUACAAACACAAUGACGUGCGGUCUCACUCCUGCCCUCGGCCAGACUCGGCACUUUAGCCGAGAGAGGCACUCGCUUCAUCCUGAGCGUCUGCCGAACCAAUUGAGUGCCCCGGAUGUCUCGAGCUGGUUUCCUGUACUCCGACGACUGUCCGCGUCUGCCUGGGAGCUGGGAGAGGAGAAGAAAUGCAAAGCAGUUCGGUUGUGAAGAUGCUGAAAAGCCAAAGGCUCACGUUCUACACAUUACACAUCAGACUGCACAGACAUGGGUUUAAUUGCAAGCAAUUUUAAUUAUGGGAAUUAUUAGCUGCAAAGAUGAGUUGGGAUUGGUGUUGGUAGCUCCAGUCUGCACAUCAAUCAUAGAGACUGGCCUCAGCUUAAUUACAACUUAUAUACAACACUGUGCUAUAUCUUCAGCAUACACCUUGUAUGGUAUUUCAAAGUAUAUGGAAAGAUGCUUUGUAUAAUGAAAGUAUACUAGUCUGAAGUAUGGCAUUGGUUACCUGCUAUUUGUGUG
Mobula hypostoma (lesser devil ray) is the source of this 2517-nucleotide messenger RNA. Its product is annotated as growth arrest-specific protein 6-like. Gene Ontology annotation, molecular function: calcium ion binding. The transcript is spliced from 15 exons. The record is from RefSeq and is a predicted model, not a curated record. Lineage: Eukaryota; Metazoa; Chordata; Chondrichthyes; Myliobatiformes; Myliobatidae. Bases 87 to 2060 code for a protein of 657 amino acids. Gene Ontology annotation, cellular component: extracellular region.